Molecule: messenger RNA, 399 nt
Organism: Paramuricea clavata
Lineage: Eukaryota; Metazoa; Cnidaria; Anthozoa; Malacalcyonacea; Plexauridae
Source: the annotation of a GenBank genome assembly
AUGGCGCAAGUAUGCGGGGAGAAUUGUAGCUGUGGUAGUUGUACGAAGAAAUGGGUAGAUGCGAAGGAAAUUUUCGAGGGGAAGGGUACGGUCUUGCUGUGCGGAGAUAGUGACGAUUGGUUCGACGACGAGGACGAGGAGUUUGUGUUUACGAGAAACAACGAAUGGUUCGAGAGGGCGUGGAGCGACGGUGUUAAAGAACGCGACGAAAUGCUUCAUGGCUACAAGCAGCUUGACGAUCCGGACGAGGAGUUUGUCGAUUCGGCGGACGAGGAGUUUGUGUUGUUUAGCUGUGGCUAUGAUCAGUUACUCCAAAAACAUUGUGAGAACAAACAUUUUGAGAAGGACAGUGCUGAUAAAUUAGUAAAAGAAUGUGACUUUGUAGUGAAACAUGUUUAG